Messenger RNA from Anastrepha obliqua, 438 nucleotides. RefSeq lists its product as uncharacterized. The record is from RefSeq and is a predicted model, not a curated record. Lineage: Eukaryota; Metazoa; Arthropoda; Insecta; Diptera; Tephritidae. The transcript has 3 exons. The coding region runs from base 1 to 438 and encodes 145 amino acids.
AUGGUUAAUGGUGGAAGUGGUGGUUUAUAUAUUCUGGAUGCUCCUGGUGGAACUGGUAAGACAUUCCUCAUGUACAAAAUUGUAACAACACGUCAGCAGUAUGCCAGUUUGUUGGAGCUAAUAAAGGAGAAGCUAGAAAUUGCUCAGGGGUUCUCCAAAUGCUCGAAGGAAGAAGUAGCCGAGUUUUGGAAAAAUGUUGCGAAGGAGCUUAACGGUAUAGGCUCACCAACCAAAGAUGUAUCAAGCUGGAAAAAGGUGUGGUUAGAUUGGAAGGCUUAUAUAAAGCGAAAAUUGUCCGAAAAGAAGAGGGAGCAAACAAUCGGUGGCCGAUAUAAGCAGCACCACCUUAAUGAGAUGGAAGAAGAAGUCAUCAGUCUGACCGCUUUAGAGACCAGCAUGCAAGUUAACGGCAGACCAUUUACCCCAUUACAAUGCUAA